CUUUCUUUGCUCCUUUUGCUAAAACCUUCAAAUCCUCUCUCCCAAACGCUCCCUAUCUCUCUCAUCCUCCUUUCUCUCUCUAGAUUUCUUACAAUGGCCUCCUUGUCGUUGCUUAAGGUUUUCGCCGUCCUAUCACUGAUCGCCACGUCAUGCAUGGCUCAGGCGCCGUCCGGCGCUCCGACGGUGUCUCCGACUGCCGCUCCACAGCCGGCCCCGGCGGCGCCGCCUACCCUCACCCCGGCGCCAACCCCCAGUGGUGCAACCCCAUCUCCUUCUCCUGCGCCGUCCACCCCCGCCCCGACGCCGUCCCCGGCGGGAGAGGCCCCCGCCCCAGGCGCCUCCUCCCCGAACUCCAACUCCCCCGCCGGCGGACCAUCGGGGGACAACACUCCGGCAGAUGGCUCUAACGACGGAUUCGUCAGCAAGGCCGCCGUCGGCGCCACCGCCUUCGCGGCGGCGCUUGUCGCGGUGGCGCUGUUUUAAGCCUGCCAUGUGGCGGCGCGGAUGGGAUCGGAUCUGAUCUGAUCUCUGUUUGUAUUUUUUUUUUUUUUAUGUGGAUGGACGGUCGAGAUUUGAUUUGGUUUAUUUAAUUUGAGGGGCACAGUAGUCAUUUGACAUUCCUUUUUUCCCCCAUUUCUCCUCUGUAUUAUUAUUGUUACUAUUAUUUAUUUGAUGUCUUGUCUCAUUUUAUUAAUAGAUUUUUUAUUAUUGUUA
Molecule: messenger RNA, 714 nt
Organism: Andrographis paniculata
Lineage: Eukaryota; Viridiplantae; Streptophyta; Magnoliopsida; Lamiales; Acanthaceae
Product: classical arabinogalactan protein 4-like
Exons: 1
Coding region: 94-483 (129 amino acids)
Source: RefSeq, a predicted model, not a curated record